Xylona heveae TC161 is the source of this 1887-nucleotide messenger RNA. RefSeq lists its product as hypothetical. Gene Ontology annotation, cellular component: fungal-type cell wall; plasma membrane. The record is from RefSeq and is a predicted model, not a curated record. Gene Ontology annotation, biological process: fungal-type cell wall organization. The transcript has 3 exons. Bases 245 to 1639 code for a protein of 464 amino acids. Lineage: Eukaryota; Fungi; Ascomycota; Xylonomycetes; Xylonales; Xylonaceae.
AGCCUCCCUGCUUCAGAAUACUCUGCAACACCAAAAUUGAGGUUAUUCACCUAUAUUUCGCGAAUUUAUUCAGUUUGCGAAACUUCGUCGAUUUCAGCACUCGUGUGCAAGAGGAAUUCAACAAAUUCUGUUCUCGGUCGAAUACAUGUUCUACAUUUAAUACAUUUACGGGAUCGCGUUUCGGCUGAGGGCCGGAGCGAUUGAGCAAAUUCACGCAUCGUGAAGAAGGAAAACUAGCUUGACUAUGAGACUUCUCGAGAGAAUAGGAUGGGGAGUUGCGGUGCUGGUUCUGCUAACUUGUCGAGCUCAAGCGGACGACGCACACUGCGACGACAGCAUUAUUACUAUUCAAAAUCAACGCGAUGCCACUGCCAUAGAGAACUGCACUACUAUUAGCGGCCAGUUGGUCCUCGACUCUAGCAUUUCCGGCUCCAUUGUUCUUUCCGGCGUAGAGAGAAUCAAUGGCCCUUUAACCAGUCAGGGAACGAAGCAAUUGGUCUCCUUUUCCGCCCAUGACCUACGUACUGUGGGCGGCGAGCUGCAAUUCGCCAACGCCACCAUCUUAACAACACUUAACUUCCAGAAUCUGCGAAGCGUUGAAAAACUUACGCUGUCAAAUCUGCCUUCCCUUCAAAAAUUAGACUUGGCUGCGCCAUUGCAAAGUGCUUCCUCUGUCGCCUUAUCCAACACCAACCUGUCAACCGUGACAAAGGGCCUAGGCGUGAGGACGGUGGACGUUUUGAACGUGACAAACAACCCAAAUCUGGCAAACCUCUCCAUGCCUUUAUUCAACGUCACAGAAAGCAUGCUCAUCGCGGGGAACAACAAUAAUAUGAUGAACCUUUCUCUGCCUAAUCUUGAAUGGGCCUUCGCAAUGAACGUCACAAAUUGCAGUGUCGUCAACAUGCCCUCCCUCUCCACGGUGAACGAAACAUUGUCUUGGGUUCACAACCCAAUACCUCUGCUGUCAUUCCCCAACCUGACUGCCGUCGCUGGAGUACUGGAUAUAGAAGGCAGCUAUUGGCUGAAUAGUUUAUCCAUGCCAAAGCUUACCAUUAUCGAGGAAGAUUUUAUAAUAAAGGAUAACCCAAACUUGCACAAUAUUUCUGGGCUCCAGUCCCUGAAUUCAACUUCCUCGAUUAAUUUCGAGGGGAACUUUUCCUCCGUUGAGCUGCCUUCCCUUGCGACCGUGUAUGAGUACUUAAUUAUUGAGUCAACAUCGUCCGAUCUGAACUGUACGUUCUUUCAACGGUUCAAAGAUCAAUCAUUGACGAACUGGACUUGCACUGGCGAUGUGAGCAACUCGACCAUCGGUAUGGGAUCAGGAGAUUCAUCAGAUUCUGGUUCACAUUCCAGUGGACUCUCGUCUGGCGCCAAAGCUGGUAUUGCGGUGGGAGUCGUUGUAUUUGUCGCAAUUCUGGCAGUCGGGAUAUUUUUCUUUGUCCGUCGCAAAACACGUUAUUCGCCCGUCGCCCACGAGAAGGGCGACGACAAGGAGCAUACUGAGGUACACGGUGGUCAUCGAAGCUAUGAACAAUCCGUAGCUUUAGAACUUGAUGGUCAAGACAAAGCUGACCAGAAACCGAAAAAACCCGUCGAGCUCACUGGAUCAACUAUGGCUCACGAGCUGGAAGCAUGAUGGGAGGGUUGCAUCACAAACUACAUCUUUGAUGGUCAUGCCCCAAGACCUUUUAUGAUCCGAUCUGCUAAGGUGUCUUAGCUGGAGGAACAAUCUGUUUUCCGGUAGAAUCUGCGAUACCCAGCAUUAGCUUUUCUUUUCUUUAUCUUCUCUUUAUUUUUUAUUUACUUUUGGUAUAUACCACCUGCCACGCCAGGAAAGUGAGUUCUUUGAACAUGUUUAAUGAUAGACGUUAGUGAAUUCGAUGC